Molecule: messenger RNA, 3733 nt
Organism: Hibiscus syriacus
Lineage: Eukaryota; Viridiplantae; Streptophyta; Magnoliopsida; Malvales; Malvaceae
Product: importin-11-like
Exons: 24
Coding region: 250-3285 (1011 amino acids)
Biological process (GO): protein import into nucleus
Cellular component (GO): nuclear envelope; cytosol
Molecular function (GO): small GTPase binding
Source: RefSeq, a predicted model, not a curated record
UCAAUCACUCACUUCUUGUCUCGUUCCCCACAUAAUUCCAGCCAUUUCCGUCGUCGAAUAGAAAAGCUCAAAAACGACACCGUUAAGAACCCCAACUUCCGUCAAUCCAUGUGAUGUCCAAGCUUAACUCGCGGCACCAGAAUCUUUUAUCUUAAAUCUCACUAUUCACCGAUCCAACUCGCUAACUCGCUAACUCGCCCCAGCUUGUUUCUCUUAGUUAGACUAGAGGGGGAUUGCUAAGAGAUACCGAUGGCGCUCUCGGCUGCUGAUUUGCCUGCCUUAUACACGUUGCUGGUCAACUCAAUGAGCCAAGACGAGACCAUUCGCAAACCGGCCGAGGCGGCUCUCUCUCAAUCCGAGAGCAGGCCCGGUUUCUGCUCUUGCCUCAUGGAAGUGAUUACAGCGAAAGAUUUAGUAUCUCAAGUGGAUAUUCGAUUAAUGGCCUCUGUAUAUUUCAAAAACAGCAUUAAUCGGUAUUGGAGAAAGAGACGCGAUUCCUCGGGGAUAAGCAACGAAGAGAAACUGCAUUUAAAGCAAAAAUUGCUUUCACACUUAAGAGAAGAGAAUUAUCAGAUAGCUCAAAUGCUGGCAGUCCUCAUUUCCAAAAUUGCUCGUUUCGAUUAUCCCAGGGAAUGGCCAGAGCUGUUUUCUUUUCUAGCACAACAGCUUCAAUCAGCGGAUGGUCUUACCUCACACAGGAUUUUUAUGAUUCUCUUUAGAACUCUGAAGGAAUUAUCCACAAAACGUCUUACUGCAGACCAAAGGAAUUUUUCGGAGAUUUCCUCCCAUUUAUUUGAGUAUUGCUGGCAUCUUUGGCAAAGUGAUAUACAAACAAUAUUACAGGGUUUUUCUACAAUCACUCAGAACUGUAAUUCGAGUGCCGUGGAGCAGCAUCAUGAUGAACUUUAUCUAACAUGUGAAAGAUGGCUGUUUUGUCUCAAGAUAAUAUGUCAAUUAGUCAUUUCAGGGUUUCAAAGUGAUGCAAAAUGUAUUCAGGAGAUAAGACCAGUCAAAGAGGUUUCUCCUGUGCUUUUGAAUGCUGCUCAAUCAUUUCUUCCAUACUAUUCAUCUUUUCAGAAUAGGCACCCUAAAUUUUGGGACUUUAUAAAGAAGGCUUGCUCUAAACUGAUGAAGGUUUUAGUUGCAAUUCAACAAAGGCAUCCUUAUUCAUUUGGUGAUAAAUGUGUUCUUCAACCUGUCCUCAGUUUCUGUUUAAAUAAGAUUACGGAUCCUGAGGCAGAUAUAUUGUCCUUUGCACAAUUCCUGAUUAAAUGUAUGGUACUGGUAAAAAGUGUAUUGGAAUGUAAAGAAUAUAAACCAAGUUUCACUGGACGGGUUAUGGAUGAGAACGGUGCUACACUGGAGAAGAUGAAGAAAAACAAUUCUAAUGCUGUUGCUUCUGUUUUGACUUCCCUUCUGCCUAAUGAACGUGUCGUACUUCUAUGCAACGUAUUAAUAAGGAGGUAUUUUGUUCUGAACUCGAGUGAUUUGGAGGAAUGGUAUGAGAACCCUGAGGCUUUUCAUCUUGAGCAGGAUAUGGUUCAGUGGACAGAGAAACUGAUGCCUUGUGCAGAGGCUUUAUAUAUUGUGUUGUUUGAAAACCACAGUCAACUGCUUGCUCCUAUUGUGGUGUCUAUAUUACAAGAGGCAAUGAAUGGUUGCCCAACUUCGGUGACUGAAAUUACUCCUGGGUUACUCCUCAAAGAUGCUGCCUACAGUGCUGCUGCAUAUGUAUAUUAUGAGCUCUCAAAUUACCUUAGCUUCAAAGAUUGGUUUAAUGGUGCUUUAUCUCUUGAACUUUCUAACGAUCAUCCUAAUAUGCGUAUCAUCCACCGGAAAGUUGCACUAAUAUUAGGCCAAUGGGUUUCUGAGAUUAAGGACGACACAAAAAGACCUGUAUACUGUGCCUUGAUACAGUUGUUACAGGGCAAAGACCUAUCUGUGAGGCUAGCUGCCUGCAGAUCAUUGUGUUUUCAUAUUGAAGAUGCAAACUUUUCAGAGAAGGAUUUUUCUGAUCUACUUCCUGUUUGCUGGGUUUCAUGUUUUAAUUUGGUCAAAGAAGUUCAAGAGUUUGAUUCGAAGGUCCAGGUUUUAAAUUUGAUUUCUGUUCUUCUGGGCCAUGUCAACGAAGUAAUCCCUUAUGCUAACAACUUGAUGCAGUUUUUCCAGACGGUUUGGGAGGAAUCUUCUGGUGAAAGCCUUCUACAGAUACAGCUUCUUAUUGCUUUGCGGAACUUUGUUGGUGCACUUGGAUAUCAGUCACCUAGUUGCUAUGCAAUGCUCCUGCCCAUUCUUCAGAAGGGGAUUGAUAUAAAUGGCCCAGAUGAACUCAAUCUUCUGGAGGAUAGCAUGCUGUUGUGGGAGGCUACACUUUCUCAUGCACCUGCAAUGGUGCCUCAACUCUUAGCAUAUUUCCCAUGUCUCGUGGAAAUACUGGAAAGAAAUUUUGACCAGUUACAGGUUGCUGUUGACAUUACUGAAGGUUAUAUCAUUUUGGGUGGAAGAGAAUUUCUUAGCAUGCAUGCUUCCAGCGUGGCUAAACUUCUAGAUCUCAUUGUUGGAAACGUCAAUGAUAGAGGGUUGCUUUCAACUUUUCCUGUCAUUGACAUUCUUAUACAGUGCUACCCCAUGGAAGUGCCGCCAUUAAUCAGCAGUACUUUACAAAAAUUAGUUGUUAUUUGCUUGAGUGGAGGAGACGAUGGCAAUCCUUCUAAGACAGCUGUUAAGGCAUCCACAACUGCCAUCCUAGCAAGGAUUUUGGUGAUGAAUGCCAACUAUCUUGCACAACUAACAUCAGAACCUUCUCUUUCUUCACUAUUGCAGCAGACUGGUAUGGCUAUUGAAGAUAAUAUUCUUCUUUGUCUGGUUGACAUAUGGCUUGACAAGGUAGACAAUGUAUCUUCACCCCAGAAGAAAAUAUUUGGCCUAGCACUUUCCAUCGCUUUGACAUUAAGGCUGCCUCAAAUUCUGGACAAACUUGAUCAGAUAUUAAGUGUCUGCACCAGUGUAAUUUUGGGAGGGACUGAUGACUUAACUGAGGAAGUGUCAAGUGGCGAUACCAUGAGCUCCAGCAGGAUGCACGGUGAAGGUUCACUUCCCAGUAAGGAGUUAAGGAGAAGACAGAUCAAGCUCUCAGAUCCUAUCAACCAAUUGUCAUUGGAAAACUCGGUGCGAGAAAAUCUUCAAACAUGUGCUGCCAUUCAUGGGGAGUCAUUUAAUUCAGCCAUGAGUAGUGUGCAUCCUGCAGCUUUUGCACAACUGAAGCAGGCACUGAAGAUGCCAUAGGCCUACCCUGAAGUACAUUUUUUUUAUCAAUUGAGCUCCUAUUUUCUGGGCUGUUAUAUUUUACCGAAGACCCAGAAAACUAUUUUGGGUGAGAUUCAUGCUUUUGCUUUUCAUGAAGUGGGUUUGGUGGUUUUUUGUUUUCUUUUACAAUUUUCUGCUAUGGCUGCCUGCGAUGGUGAGUUAUUUAUUGGUUUCUUUCAUAUCGUAAAAUUUGGCCUCAUUUGCUUGCCACAUGGAGCAACAGUUUGAACUCAGUAAAUAGCUUUGCUGAUUCUGUAGUGGCUUCUCUUGGCAAGGGUCAGGGCAUUGAGUUCAUGGGAUGUCUUUUGCGACUUGGAAAUGAGAAUUUUCUAGGGGAAAAAAGGUUGGGAAUAAUUAAAUUAUUGAUACUAUGGCCUCGACGAGUUUGAAGUUCAUUAAGCAUUUUAAAAAAUGUGUUACAGUUGUA